Molecule: messenger RNA, 1044 nt
Organism: Aspergillus oryzae RIB40
Lineage: Eukaryota; Fungi; Ascomycota; Eurotiomycetes; Eurotiales; Aspergillaceae
Exons: 5
Coding region: 1-1044 (347 amino acids)
Source: RefSeq, a predicted model, not a curated record
AUGCAAACAAUCUCAGUCGACGUCCUGGUGUGUGGCGGAGGCAUGUCGGGCAUGGCCUGCGCCGCCUUCGCCGCCGAGUCCGGGGCUAAAGUCCUAGUGGUAGAGAAGCAAGCAGUUGUUGGCGGUUCGUCAAACUACUCUGCGGGGAUGUUAGCUGACAAAGAAACAGGCAUCGGCUUUCCCAUCAAGAUCCCUCAGCUCCACCUACACCACCAACAACGCAUACGGGAUAGCACAGGAUCCCAGAUCUUCACCAAUACCGCCGUCGUCAAACUCCUUCAAAAGCAGCCUGGUGUUCCCGGUUCUCCUAUCGUCGGCGCGAUCAUUCGACGUGGGCCAGUAGAUGGCGCGGGCGCUGUCUAUUACGAAGUCAAGGCUCAGCACGUAGUCCUUGCCACCGGGGGGUUCCAGGGGAAUGCAGGACUGACAUCUAUGCACCUCGGCCAGGGAGGAGACAAUAUCUUUGUACGCUCGAAUCGAGGAUCAGUAGGGGAUGGAUUAACGCUGGCCACUGCGGUAGGAGCAGGCACGAGUCGGGGGAUGAAUACGUAUUAUGGCCAUUUAUUGGCGGCUCCUUUGCGGUCAGAAGAUGUCGAUCCCAAGAACUUUUUGUCGCUGGCACAAUACCAAAGCAAAUAUUGCCUGCUCAUUAACGAGCACGGACGGAGGUUUGCCGACGAGACGACCGGGGAUGAAAUCGUGAACCAAUAUCUUGCGAAACAGGAGAAGCGUCGUGGAUUCCUUAUAUUCAACGACCGGACAAGAAGACAGCACUGCAUUUCGGCUCCGUUCCCCAACGCGGGAGAGAUUGAUCGGCUCGAGAAAGCCCGCGAACACGGAUGCAACGUCGCUAGUGCUCCCUCCCUAGACGGGUUAGCAGAGAUCCUCAAUCAGUGGGGGGUAGAUGGCUCGCAAGCCCUCCGAACAAUCGAACAGUACGAUCGCUUCAUACGGCUGGGCGAUAAGACAUCUACGCUCGACGCGCCGGUCGGAAAAGCUGGAAAGCCUCCUGUUUCUUUGGUGGAAGAACUAAUCAAGAAAUAA